This is a messenger RNA of Microsporum canis CBS 113480, 891 nucleotides long. Its product is annotated as Znf1p. The record is from RefSeq and is a predicted model, not a curated record. Bases 1 to 891 code for a protein of 296 amino acids. The transcript is spliced from 6 exons. Gene Ontology annotation, molecular function: ubiquitin protein ligase activity; zinc ion binding. Lineage: Eukaryota; Fungi; Ascomycota; Eurotiomycetes; Onygenales; Arthrodermataceae.
AUGAAAAGGAAGAGACCAGCGGAUGUAGGAGACCAACAGCCCCGGCCGGCUCGACGGGCUCGAAAAACUCAAGCACCUCCAGAGGACGCAGAAGUCAUUGACCUUACCGGAGAAUCAUCUCAUGCGACACCAAAAUCGCAGAAAAGGCAGACAAAGUCAUCUCAAAAAGGAGAACCAGAGCGCAGGCUUCGCGCGUUUAGAUCCAAACCACCACAGACCUACUUGGUCAAGCUAGAGAGAGCAAGAACGCAGAGACUAUUUGUUCUCAAAAGGACUAGAGGAGGCACCGAUGAAGUCCCAGAGGAAUAUAUCGACAUUGCUGGAUCAACUGGCAACGUAUACCAGGUUGUUAUCGGGAAAGAGCCGACAUGCAACUGCCCAGAUGCAAGGAAAGGAAACCAAUGCAAGCAUGUAGUCUAUGUCCUCUAUCAUGUUCUCAGGGUACACGAGCAUCUCCGCUACCAGCUCGCGUUUCUAUCAUCGGAGCUCCGAGAGAUUUUCGAACAUGCGCCGCAAAAUCCUGCAGAGGCCGCUUCUACAGGCAACUCUGAGGGGAACCGCAAAGAAAUUGACGGGGACUGUCCGAUUUGCUUCAUGCCGUUUGAAGCUGAAAAUGAAUCGAUAGUCUGGUGCAGGGCCGCAUGUGGCAAUAAUAUUCACAAGUCCUGCUUUCAGCAAUGGGUUUCCAGUCAAAGUGGAAAGGCAGUUCGCUGUGUUUACUGUCGAACGCCAUGGCAACUAGAUGACGUUCCGCUCUUGGAGAAUUUAUUGGAGAAAGGCAAGGUGAACAGCGAGGGAUACCUGAAUGUUGGCGCGAGCCUGGGGUUGAGCCGCCUACGGGAUUGUUCUACGUAUCAUCAAGGCUCGGGCUACCGACGGUGGUAUCGUUAG